GCCAUAUUCUCAACACCAAAAAAACACACAACUUGAUGCCAUUACUAAUCAUCUUACCAAUCUACACCACCAAAGCCUAACAACCAGAUCCCAUGCAAACUCAAUACUUCUCUCAAUCUCUCCAUUUUCUUCUUCUUCUUCUUCUCUGCUGCAAAACCGCAUCUGGGUUCUGCUCGAUGGGCCCCAUCGCCGCCUCCUCCAGUGAAGACGACACCUUUUUCUGCGCCAUAGACGCCAGCGGCAAACAGCAAGUCAUUUGCUGGGGCAAGAACUCAUCAUCAUCACCAUUAUCAUCAUCAUCAUCAUCUUCUUCUUCUUCUUCUUCUUCUUCUUCUUCUUCUUCUUCUUCGUCGUCGUCCUCCACAAUUUUCACGAACAUUCCUCCCAUGGCGUCGCUCUCCGGCGGCGAAGGCUUUCUCUGCGGCAUUUCAGCGAACACCUCGCAGGCACACUGCUGGACCCCACAAACAACGGAUCUCGUCCCGUCAACGUUUUCCUCCAUCGCUUACUCCCACAUCGCAGCCGGAAAAUCCCACGUCUGCGCCGUCAGAGGUCCGUACUACUCCGACCUCGACUCCGGCAAUAUUGACUGCUGGGACAUCAUCGUCAAAACUCCGAACAACGUAAACCGAACCAGUUUGGCUUCCAAACAAACAACUUUCUUCUACGACCAGUCCAUAUCAAACCUCGUAUUCAAAAACAUCGUCUCGGGAGACGGAUUCUCCUGCGGAAGCAUCCGAUACGGGGGGCUAAUCUGCUUCGGACCAAACUCGAACAUUCUAGGAAUCUCCGAAACGACCGAAAACUACGUCGUUUUAGCCUCCGGGAAGAACUCCCUCUGCGGAAUCUCCGAACUUUCUAGAGAAGUGACUUGUUGGGGAGCGGAAAACUGGGAAGUUCCUCCUCCGAACGCGACAAAGUUUGUGUAUUUGUCUUCUGGGUCUCAACAUUUCUGCGGGAUCCGAGAAGACAACCAUGGAAUUGAGUGUUGGGGGAGCUUCAAUUCCUCGUACAUUCCGAAGGGUGCUGGGUUUAAGGCCAUUGCUUCCUCGGAGUUCGCGACGUGUGGGAUUAGAGAAGACGAUUUGGUACUGGAUUGUUGGUCUAAUUCUAAUUUGUCCUCGGUUAAUUAUGAUCCUCCAUUGGAGCUUUGUAGUCCAGGGCUUUGUUCUUCGAAAUCUUGCGGUUUGGGGGAGUUUAGUUUCAAUGCAAGUUUGUUGAAUGAGCCUGAUUUGGUUAAUCUGUGUGUUAGGAAAGAUUUGAGGAUUUGUUCCCCAUGUGGGACUAGUUGCUCGGAAGGUUUUUUCUUGUCUAGUCCUUGUACUGAGAGUGGUGAUAGAGUAUGCACGCAUUGCUCUCUGUGCCAGAACAGCUCUUGUUGGGACACUUGCGGCGGAGCGGUGAAGUCGCAGCCGGAGAUGCGGCGGCUGUGGCACCAUUUCCGCCGCGUGGUGGUCAUUAUUGGAUCCUCCGCCGCAGGGGUUUUGAUCAUCCUGCUCGGCGCGUGGUGCCUUCUUCCGCGGUUGCUGGGUGGUUAUGGUUCUGGUUCUAAGGAAGGGAAGGGAAAGAAGCAGUUCAAGUGUUGUAUUGGGAAACCCCAGCUGGAGGCGGCGGAUCAGGAGAAUUUUUCUGAUUUGCCUUUUCAUUCUCCUCAAUCUGCCGGGGUGGUGGCGCCUUGUCCGGGUGUUGCUCAAGUGUUUAGGCUGUCUGAGUUGAAGGAUGCCACCAAUGGAUUCAAGGAGUUUAAUGAGCUAGGGAGGGGCAGCUACGGGUUCGUUUACAAGGCGUUGCUCGCAGAAGGAAGGCAAGUUGCGGUGAAAAGGGCGAACGCGGCGACGAUUAUUCAUACCAAUAGUAGGGAUUUUGAGAUGGAGUUGGAAAUCCUUUGCAGGAUUAGGCAUUGCAACAUUGUGAACUUGUUGGGGUAUUGUUCCGAAAUGGGGGAGAGACUUCUUGUGUAUGAGUACAUGCCUCAUGGGACACUUUAUGAUCACCUCCACGGCGGGCUUUCUCCACUGAACUGGAGCCUAAGAUUGAAGAUCUCAAUGCAGGCCGCAAAGGGGCUUGAGUAUCUUCACAAGGAAUUCUCGCCCCCGAUUGUUCACCGCGACGUCAAGACCUCGAACAUCCUCUUGGACUCCGAAUGGGGCGCGAGGAUUGCUGAUUUUGGGCUCCUCACUCCGAGUAAUCACAAGGAGUACUCUAGUGGUGUAGGAGAUUUGGCGAGUGAUGUUUACAAUUUUGGGAUUGUUCUACUAGAGAUUUUAAGUGGAAGGAAAGCUUAUGAUAGAGAUUACAAUCCUCCAAGCAUAAUUGAGUGGGCAGUGCCUUUGAUCAAGCAAGGAAAGGCGGCCGCAAUAGUCGACCGGUAUAUAGCUCUUCUACUUAAGCUUGCCGAUGUGGCGGAACUGGCUGUGAGAGAGAAUCCUAGUGAGCGUCCUUGCAUUUCAAACAUAGCAUCUUCUUUAGAGCAAAUUGUCAAGGAUGGUUUGUUCUUGUAGUUUUAGAAAGUUGGUCAAUCAGAAACUAUUUGCACAAUAUUGGAAAGAGAGAUGUGUAUGAA
Morus notabilis is the source of this 2563-nucleotide messenger RNA. RefSeq names its product serine/threonine-protein kinase-like protein CCR1. The record is from RefSeq and is a predicted model, not a curated record. The transcript has a single exon. Gene Ontology annotation, molecular function: ATP binding; protein kinase activity; protein binding. Gene Ontology annotation, biological process: protein phosphorylation. Bases 93 to 2501 code for a protein of 802 amino acids. Lineage: Eukaryota; Viridiplantae; Streptophyta; Magnoliopsida; Rosales; Moraceae.